AUGUGUUGGGGCCCGCGGCAGGGGGCGGGGUUGCGCCUCCUCCGCGGCUCUGGUUCCAGUGGAGCUUCACGGACGCAGAGAUGGGAAUAUCCCAGGCUGCUCUUGGCUCGCGGCAUCCGACAAGAUGGCGGCGGCGGCGGCGGCGGCGGCGGCGGCGGUGGUGACUACUUUCUGGUGCUGCUGGACCUGCAGGAUGAAAAAUUGAACUAUGGUCCUGAGGACAUUGCUCAAGACAGUUCUGAAUGUGGAAGGAAAAUUUUUAAAAAGGCAUCAUUUUCCACUGUGUAUCCUCUCGGGAAUUUUGUCACCUAUCAAUCCAGCCAUCCAUCCAAUACACAAUGUUGA
Molecule: messenger RNA, 345 nt
Organism: Rangifer tarandus platyrhynchus (Svalbard reindeer)
Lineage: Eukaryota; Metazoa; Chordata; Mammalia; Artiodactyla; Cervidae
Source: the annotation of a GenBank genome assembly